AUGGCCCUCAAGCGCAGAGAUGCUGCCCUCGCAGGACUCGCAGCCUUCAUAGCCUGGGGCGUCGUCGCGAGCUGGCUCCCCGUCCUCCGCUGGGCGGGCCAAGCCUUUGUAGCUGGCUCCUUCGUCACCCUCGUCGUCCUCUUGGCUGCUCUUGUCCUCGUCUCGAGACAACCCAGCGACCGCAUUUCACGACCGCACGCCGCCGCCUUUCUGGGACCCAAAGCAUGGCGAUCCGAGGUGCAGGCGCUGCGCCAGCGACAAUUCUAUACCCCGGCCCCCAUAGCUCCCGAGUCACCCCGCGUCUCCGAGGCCGUCGAUGGCCUACUUGGCAUGAUAGGCCGCGACUUUGUGAGCAGCUGGUAUUCCAACAUUAGCCGCAAUCCUACCUUCUCGAACCAAGUCGACAAAGCUAUACGCCAGGCGCUGCUGAGUCUAUGCGAUUCCCUUCGUGACAAGGACCUGGCCGAGAUCGUCACCAGCCGCCUCGUCCCCAUCCUCACCGCCCACUUUCGAGACUUUUACGAGGCGGAGAAAUCAGUGCGUGGGAAGAAGCUCAACCGAUCUGUCACCGAAUCCGAAGAACUCGACUUGGCUAUUGCAUCCAAAUUCCGAGAUGGCCGCUUACACCCCGCUGCUUCGUUGUCGUUCCCCGACACCAAGAUGGUUCAGCAGGACUACCUUCGGACCCUCGUCUCAAAGGUUGUGCCUCAGAUCCUCCCCGAGACCAUGCUUUCCAGUCGAGCCGUUUCUAUCAUUAUCCGCGAGAUUGUCAGCUGUGCUGUCCUAUUCCCAGUGGUCCAACUGCUGUCCGAACCAGACACCUGGAACCAACUCAUGGAGAACCUUGGUCGUUCAAUGCUUCAGGAUAGAUCAACGGUACGCAAGCUUCGAGCAGCCUUGGACCAGCACGCCUCCCCUACACCAAAGUCCAGCAAGCUAGCUUCUAUGCCUCGAGUUGCUCCGGGAGACAGUGAGCGCAAGUUCGAAAAGUUCAUUCGCGCCAUCCGCAAGGUCAAUAACCUGUCAGAUGCCCGUCGUUUCCGCAGCGAAGUUGCCAGCCAGCUCAAGCGGGAUUCCCUCCAGGAAAAUCAAGAUCCGGUUUACCUUCGACGAUUGGAGAUGGGGAAGCGUCUUCUUGACCAGAGAGUCAACCACCUCGCAGCUGGCGGAGACCGUCAUGCCCCUGCCCCUGCUCCAGUACCAACGACUUCUUCACAUUCGAGACUGGAAAACGCAUCCCUGGUUGAGCUCUUGCGGGACUCUGCAGGGCUUUCCUACUUCAUGGAAUAUAUGGACCGCCAGCAUCUCAUGCCUCUGGUGCAAUUCUGGCUCGUGGUGGACGGCUUCAGGAACCCUCUGGAGGAUGAUGGCCAAGAUGACGAGCAUGUGCCGUCAACGCUACCCAUGUGGACAGACUCGGACCGUCAAGAUCUUCAGCAGAUUGAACAGGCAUAUCUAUCAAAGGCCGAGUUGAAGGUCCCGGACUCUUCGAAAAAGGAGGUGAGAGAGUUUAUCAAAGCAGGAAAGUCAGCCACACCGGCUCAAUAUUACAAAGCCCGUCGGGCCAUUCUAAGGGCGCAGAGUGCUGUUCUCGAAGAGAUGCAGUCACGCUUCUUCCAGAGUUUCAAGAAAUCCGACCUAUUCUACAAAUGUAUUGCAGCCCAAGAAGCAGCCAGUGCCAAUUCAGUUCGGCCAGUCCAUCAGCCAGACCCUCAGUCAUCUACGAAUACUCGAUCCAGCAAGACCUUACCAGCCAAACCGAGGCCGGUGUCACGUCUCGCCCCUCCGCUAUCCAGUUCAGGAAGGCGUACAGGCUCUGCAUCAGACCUGAAAGCGCUGACCACUAACGGCAAUGGGUCAGAUCCUCUGACGAAAGCUAGACGCUCUCUUGAUGAGAGUUCUACAAACCCCUUAUUUGACGACGAUGACAUUGACAAUGAUGGACUGGUGGAUUCUGUACAAAGCCUGGACCAGGAUACGAACAUUCAACAAUUACCAGACACGCAGGUUGUUCAGGCCGUGGAGCAGGCUCUCACCAAUAUCAUGGAAGAUAACCGGCCUCAGACUGCCGAGGACCUCCGUGCGUCUCUUUUUGGCGGUGGUGGAAGUGUUCUCGGAGGCAGUAUUGAUGACAAUGCCUCGAGCCUUUUCUCGGGAAAUGAUAACGACUCCCACCGUGGCUCCAUGGAUAUCGGGGUUAAACCCACUGUCUCGAACAAGGAGGGCGAGAAGCCAAGUCUAUCAUCUCUUGGCCUUGUUAGUGCUGCUUCAAGAAUUGGCGUUUUUGUGGACGAUGACCUAUUUGGUGAUGAAGACAAGGUUCCUGACGACGGGGAUGUUGAUGAUGGCCUACCGCCUGAUGAUGAGGAUGAAGUCCAUGAAGCAGCCCCGGGAGAUCUUGGAUUGGCAGAAGCUAUCACGGCACUUUCCAACGACAUUGAUCGUUUAGUGGCUCAGGAGGCGGUUGUGGAAUCGCUGACGCGAAAAGCAGAGUUGACCAACAACACUGCUGAGCUGCGCAUUCUGAGAAAGUCCAAGGCUAGUCUCCAGAGGGAGAUUCGACGAAAAGAGCUUCAACGGCAGCAAUAUGUGGUUCAGGAGAGUGACAACAGUCUCUACGGCCGCUCAACGAUCAAGAUCAAGUCCAUCCAAGUGGGCAAGGAGGAGGACGGCAGAGAAUUUGCUCUGUAUGUCAUCGAGGUUCAGAGAAAUGCCGGAGAGCAGAUGCCCGCAGCAUCAUGGGUGAUUUCGCGGCGAUACAGCGAGUUCCACGAACUUCACCAAAAGCUACGGUCCCGAUAUCCGUCGGUGCGAGAUCUCGACUUUCCGCGGCGGCGCAUGGUGAUGAAGUUUCAGAGCGAGUUCCUACGAAAACGGCGGGCUGCCCUGGAGAAGUACAUGCGAGAGCUGCUUCUGCUACCCGAGGUCUGCCGGAGUCGAGAUCUCCGGGCUUUCCUCUCGCAGAGCGUAAUUGCGCAAGGUCAGGACAUUCUAGACCGCGAGGAUAAGAAGGAUAUGAUGACGCGUCUAUACGACUCAGUGGCGGACGGGAUGGAUGACAUUCUGGGAAAUAUCCCUGUCUUGGAUCAGAUCUCAGUUGCUGGCCAGAAUCUGAUUGCUGCAGCUACGAACCAGCUCAAUACUGUGCCGCUCAACGUCAACGAAGAUACGUUCCCGGCUGCCGAGGCCGAGGCCGAGCUGAACGCCUUUGAGAAUAAAGAGCUCGAGCCGUUCAUCAAACCAAUCUGCGACAUUUUCCUCGAAGUCUUUGAGCUCAACAAGGGGAACAAUUGGCUCCGCGGUAGAGCUGUAGUAGUCGUUCUUCAACAACUCCUAGGCGGCACGAUUGAGAGAAAGGUGCGAGACAAUGUCAAGAUGCUCGUGCAAGAAGACUCUCUGCUGCGCUACAUUGGGCUGGUACAAGACAGUCUCUGGCCUGGGGGUCAGCUGCAGCGAGACCGCAAGCCGCGCACGUCGAUUGAGAAGAAAAAGACACGCACGGAAGCGAGUCUGAUGCUGGCCACGCUCGUACCAGAUCUUGCCGGAAGCGUUGUAGGAAGAGUCAAUGCGCAAGCGGCAAGUCGGCGCAUUUUUGCGACAUUGAACAACUCGAGGUUAAACGCACACCUGGUAUUCACAAUGAUUGAUGAAAUUGUUUCAGUCAUCUUUGAAGAGCUCUGA
Molecule: messenger RNA, 3681 nt
Organism: Fusarium falciforme
Lineage: Eukaryota; Fungi; Ascomycota; Sordariomycetes; Hypocreales; Nectriaceae
Product: TRNA (guanine-N(7)-)-methyltransferase
Exons: 2
Coding region: 1-3681 (1226 amino acids)
Cellular component (GO): intracellular membrane-bounded organelle
Molecular function (GO): phosphatidylinositol binding
Source: RefSeq, a predicted model, not a curated record